AUACUUUAUAAGUUUAUAUGAAAACAUUUACACUUCUCUUCAUUCAGUUAAUACUUUACUACACUAAAACCUCGGGAUGAAAAUCUCAAUCGUUUUUAUCUUAAUCUACGUCAUCUCUUCAUCCUGGUGUCAAGAUGAGGCAGUGUUCCACUGCUCUCCCAAGCCGGGUUGCCAGAUCGCACAAUGUGAUCCUGUUGCUGUAGGAUGGAGCAGACCAGGCUUCAACAUUGAUGAACAUCUGCAAAACAAGGAAUUUCCGAUUACGUGCAAAUCUAAGAAUACGGCUCAACCUCAGAAUGCCGUCAAUCUGUUUCCUUUAGUAUCCAGGAAUACUUUAGAUAUUGGGAGUAUCAAAUCAGAAUUCAAAGAAUUGGAAGAAAACGUUGAUGAAAAAAUGAAAAACAUCCAUGGUUUGAAUAAAGAAAUUUCAAAAAUUCGAGAGAUACAGAGCGAAAAUACAAGGCUAUCUGCCGAAAUCGUUGACCUAAAGCAGAGCCGUAAAGAACAAUCAGUUGAAAUCAAGGAAUUGAAAAAAGGUUUGUGUGAUGAUUUUUAACAUCACACCUGAUUUAGUGAAAUAGGAAUUCUUUUUCUGUGUGAACUCGACAAAGUGGGCGCUGUUG
Messenger RNA from Styela clava, 623 nucleotides. The record is from RefSeq and is a predicted model, not a curated record. NCBI's taxonomy places the organism in Eukaryota, Metazoa, Chordata, Ascidiacea, Stolidobranchia, Styelidae.